GUACUCAUAUAUCAUAGACAGAGUGAGCAAACUCAUGAAUAUCUACCCCUGGUUGCUUAGUUCACCAGUCGAAAAUCCUGAAAUUUGAGAGCGACAAGAAGUGUUGCGCCAACGCCUGAAGAUAAAUUUAUGAGAUGAUGUUGUUUGAAAUAAUAAUAAUGCAUUGAAUGACAUAGAAGGGAUCAUGCAAAUGUAAUUGUUCAUAGUGUUUCAGUUAAUGUAAGGAGAGAGCUUUCAUGGAGACAUAUGCUUCUGAUGCGGUUUGAAUUGGGGCUUCCAUUAGCAUCUUACGUCUCAAAUAUCUCCAGCAUUUCAUGAGAAUUCCUUGUAAUUGUCUGUGGGGUACUUCUAAGGGAGCACUGAUGGGAACACUUUAUUUGGAUUUUCCCUGAGACAAUAAAUGGAAUGACUAUACUUAAUUACAUUUUCUUACGAGCAAAACAAUCGCGUCUCCAGUAUUCACUUGUGACACACAUUUUCCUGUUUUCACACAAAUGAGAGGACUCAAAUAAUCACUCCCUUUGUUAAAGGAAGUAAGUAAUUUAAAGAUAUAAUUUCCUGAAUAACUCUUCCUUUUUCCUCUAACGAGGUAAAACCAGAAGUGAAUUUUAGUGACCAAGUUCAGAAAAAAAAAGGUAAUCAGGAGUAAGGCAAAAUUUUACUGAUUAGGAAUUGAAGGCAGCCCAAGGAUGAAUAAUUGCAAAGGGUUUUGAAGAAAAGAAAGAAAAUCACUAUUUACAGAGAUCCAACAAGGAUAUUUCAAGCAUUGAGUUAGAGACGUUAGAUGCUGCCAUCAAUUACUAAUUCUGAACUUCUUCUGCUUCACUUCUCUCAAAGUCGGCCAUCCACCUUGGAAUGAGUUUUACCCUGCAGGAGCUCUGAAGUAAUCGGAAGUGCACGUUAAGGGAAUGUCGCCAACUCGUCUGUCGUAAAACAAGAGGAUUACAACAGAAUAUGCAAAGCAAAGGGAAUUAGACUUAAUGACUGGAAGUUUAUUAGACCACGGUCAUGGCCUUUUGCUUUUGAUUCUGUUAAAAAAACAUUAUUUCUCGCUAGCAAUGAGAUGAAAAAUACCAGUGAAAGGCAAAAAUGUUUCAUAAGCAAAUCAUCUUGGAAGAAUAUUUCAGAGCUUAUGAAUGAAAUAAAAUAAGAUUGUGAAGCUGCUACUUAAAAGUUUAACCUUGUUACUUGUACAUCAAGAAAUACCCCAGCUUUGUCAAGGAAAUAACACGUGUAUGAAUAAUUCUAUCCAUGUAACAGAACAUGAAACCUUUUGACGAUCUUGGCAGUUUAAUCGUCUUCACGUCUCUAACUACAGAAUUUAUGAAUAUUUGUUUGAAUGGUGCAAAGCCGAUGGAUAUAUUAUAUUCCCUUGCCAUGAUGCAGGAUUUUGUAAGGAGAAGUAUCAUAUAUUGAAGGGUACUUUUGCAAAGCUGAAUUUUAAGCAAAAUUAGAGAAACAGGAUCACAUUUUGAGUGGAAUUCAGCCGCCUGCAACCACUUGUUCUGUUUAUUGCCUCUUCAUCGUAAUCAGUGCAAGAAUGUGCACACGAAGAGAGGCAUGAAAAAUAUUUGCGUUAAUGUGUGGCUGAAUCUUCGGGAAGUGGAUUGCUGCGAUGAUGCGUGAGGGUAAGUCCCCCUCGACAUUGUGAAACGACCCUCAGACAUCGUGGAGCCUGCUCUCUCUGAGACUCGCCCACCCUCAACGUUGCUCAGUCAGUUAACAGCCGGCCAUUGAUUUGCUGACAAAACUAGGGCCAAGAAUCUUGGAAUUUAUCGUAAUUUGGAGAGUAUAUUUUCUCUCCUUCGAUCAGCCAGAACAUUAGUUUUGCUGUCUGUCAUUGGGUGUUACAUGGAAUGUAAGGAACUUAAUGAACAUUGCAGGAGGACAGGAUCUUGCGAUGCUAUCGUGGAAUCAACAAAGGAUUCUUUUACAAGAUAUGAAGUAAUGAACUAUGUCCCUGUAAACUGCGAUGUGAAAUGCAUGGUAUAGUGAAUUAAUGCUGAGACGUAAAAGCAGUUGCAUAUAAAAGCAAAGAAAUGUUAUGUGCAGAGAGACUGAUGGGGUUCUGAAGUCAAGUCAUUAAAGUUGGCUUUGUUCUUCCAUUAAGAGAACACUACCUUGAGUGACACUAAGUUCACGUCAUUCAUUUGCGAGUGAACGUUCUCUGCCAACUCUUGCCUUUUUGUUUUUGAGAGCUAGGCAUCUAUGGAUGAAGGCAGGAAGCCCAUUCCUUUUAGUGGACGAUUUGCUGAAUUGUAAUGAAAAGAUCGCAGACAGUGAAAAAGCUCAUAGCGCAUUCUAUUCGAAAUGGGUGCUUACCGGUUACUGCUCUGGAAUAUUGACGAGUUAGAUGGUGGGUGGGUCUGUAUAACCUAGAUUGCCAGACCCAAUUUUCCAUCUCGUGUCUCUGAAUAACAGAUGAGAAAAACUUCUUGAAUAUCUGGAGCAAGAACCUCUCCCAAAAAUACGAAAGUGAGAAAAACCUGUGACUCAAUUCUCUCCCCCGUUCCACCUGUAAAUUGGAGGUGUAUUCAUCAGUUGGACACAGGUAGAAAAGUCUGAAACUAGAUUUGAUCUUUUACAGCAUUGCUUCUCUUCAGAGGGCUGUCUUGCUAAGGCACCUGUAAGGAAAGUUUCCCAUCUUUUUUUUCCUCUCGACGGAGGUUGAAAACAUGAAGAAGUUGAUCAGCCUGGGUAGGGUGUAAAUUACAAAGUUCGUGCCAGAGUCCUUAUGCGAGUGCAUGUCCGACAUGGGCCAUGCACUAGAGAACUUGAUACACUCCGAGCCAAGCGGCACAUGGGCAGGAUAAGGGUGGACAAAACAGAGAGACAGGGAGAGAAAAGGAGAGACCGAAUAGGAAAGGGAAUGGUGCAAUCCGAAAUCGAGACUGUUAAUACUAGCGGGGAAGAAAUCCACCUCGCUCAUUAGAAGAGAGCGAUCAAUACGAGCUUUACCAAACUUAAAUAAACGACUGUCACGCACAUUCCUCCAAAGUGAGGCAUCAGUUAACAAGGAGUUCUGCACAGCCCAAGAAAGCUGAGAAGAGCAAAUCGAAAAUGUAGUGGAUUGGUGAUAACUUUGUGGUCGUUGUGAGUAAAUUCAGUCGUUUAUUUGCGGACUGAAGAAGAAGAAAAAGAAGACAUCUACGGUAUUUGCCUGUCAAAGAUGCUUUUUUAUACUGAAAUUGGAGAGUGAUUUUGUCAGCAUUGUGGGGAAAAGACCACAGUAAAGUUCUCUGCUGUAUUAGAGGUUGAAUUGCACAUUUAAACCUUCGUUUGUCGUAUUGUGCUUCACACUUCAACUUGGGCGAACAGGGAACAUACUCUUUCUCGGAACCUACUCUUGUGAACAUUCUUGGAGGCGAAGCUUUGAAUAUAUUUCCUGAGAUCCCUGUCUACAGGGUUCUCAGCUUUUGGAGUAUCUACGAGGUGUUAACUUACUCAGUAGAAGCGGUCUGAACGCAUUUUGAAUUUGAUGAGAUGGCGCUUGUACUUGUAGCAGGCGUUUGGCGGCCAUGUUGAGGCCAGUUGCGUGCCAGGGAUCAUGGCUGCUGUACAUGCCCAAGAUCAUCUGCUCAAUGCACACCAGAGGAACAAUGAGCUGAUUGCGCAGACACACUUUGGAGACUGUGAAUGCUGUAUCUCUGUCGAAGUUGAGGUCAGUCAACAGAGGAAGUCCUUUGAAGCUUUAGAGAGGGACCUCAGUGAGGAGAGGCAGAAAUCAAAUCAAUUGGCCCUUGAUUUACAACAGGCGGUGAACCAGAAUGCAUUUCUAACCAAACAGUUGGGAGAUCUACACCGAAAACUUUCUCUUCUUGAUCAGGUACUAGAAGAAUGCCGUCAGUUGAGGGAAGACUUCACGGACCAGCGCCAAAUCCUUCACUCAACGAUCGCCGAGAGAGAUUGGCUCAGAGACUCUGUCAUCAAGUUAAACAGUGAUAUAGCACUGAUGCAGGCAUCUGAGGAAAAGCGAAAGCAGCUUGAGAGAGAUUAUGAGGAGGCGCUUAGAGACCUGCAGGAAAGGCAGAGUGAGAUCAGAAUGAUGCAAAUGGCCCAGGAUGAGGUCAUGACUCAGAACCGAGAUGUCGUGUCCAGACUAGAACACAAGGUCCAGAACCUGGAGAAGCAGUGGACUGAGACCCGUCAGAACUCUGGUAGGAACGCUGCCGAGCUGAGUGGGCUCCGCCAGCAGACACACUCACAGCUGCAGACGCUUGUGUCUUCCGGGUCGAGAUCAACAACAGGACAGAACCCAGGUCCAGCCACAGUCAGAAGCAAAGAAAUGGAGAAGGAAGAUUGGAAGAGGAUAGGGGAAGAGGCCAUAGUGACAAGGGCUCCCUCUCAGGUGACGGCAGAAGCUUCCGGUCCAAAACCAAAGUCACAAGAUGCAGCUGAUUUAUCACAAGGGUCUGAGAGCUCUCAAAGAUCAGCUGCCAGAAAUGGUCAGACGGAUUCUAUCAGUGAGCCAGGGGAUCUCUUAGACGAGCUCAGCGACAAGAUAGACCAGGUCUUGCUCAACAAACUUCACCACGCCUCCGUCUCCUCCGGACCAAUCAGCAAGCUGGCUGUCUUCAUCGCCCGCUACAACUACGAACCCUCCGCAGACUCCCCGAACGACAACUUUGAUUCCGAGCUUCCACUAACGGCUGGCGACUAUAUAUAUGUUUAUGGUGACCCUGAUGAGGAUGGUUUCUUUGAGGGUGAACUGAUGGAUGGAAGGAGAGGUCUAGUCCCUUGUAACUUCAUUGAAAGAAUAGCAGAGGAGAACCUUCCUGAUUUUAUGCAAUACAAUGGAUCGCAAGGAGAUGACACGGACAGCAGCAGUCGAAAGAUUGCCCCAAAGGCCACGCCCUUGGUUGCCAAGGUCCCGCCCAUCAAAACCACUGCCAUAGCAACCAGCGAAGACACGCCCAAAGCAUCUGCAAUGAAUGAAGAAGAAGAAGAUCCACUAAGUGACCUAGACUUCAACAGUGAGGAUGCAGAUGCAAGGCAUUCAAAUAUGAACCAUUUUUCAGGUGAUCUAGCUUUUGCAAGAGCUCAGAGUGAUCAUCCAAGUGACCUUGAAGAUAUCCCGGAGGUAGACGAAGAUGAUGACAACCAUCAUUCUAAUGCAGCUGGUCGCCGUGGUGAUGAUGGUAGCCUUGCGUCAUUCAGUGAUUUUGGCAGCGAUGUGUCUUAUGUUGUUCCUUGUCCUAGGAAGCUGUCCCUGGAUCGUCAGUUGAAGCACAGUGUCAUCAUGUCGUGGGUGGCACCUGACACAGUCACUCUGCAGGAGAUCCUAGAGUUCCGGGUCUAUGUGGAUGGCCAGUACCGCACUGCCACCAAGCAGGGAGCCAAGACCAGGGCGCUGGUGGAGAACGUGGAACCGGCGGUGACGUACAGGAUCUCGGUCCGCACUGUCACGGUUAAGGGCAUGUCAGAGGAGGCAGCCUGCAUGCUUAUCAUAGGCAGGGAUGCCUCAGUAGCUCCUACCAAUCUGAAGGCUUCCAGCGUUGGUCCUAGCUCAGCCAACAUCACCUGGCUUCCAGGAAACACCAAUCUUCCACACGUCAUCUCCGUCAAUGGAGAAGAAGUACGCAUCCUCAAACCGGGCAUCUUCAAGUAUUCACUUUCAAGUCUCCAGCCCCUCUCUGUCUACCGGAUCAACGUGAGGGCCAAGAGCCGCCGCCAAACUGCAGUGGCAGACAUCCCUCAAGCAAGCAAGAACUCUGUAGAGAUUGAGUUCAAAACCCUACCAGGAGACCCUUCUAAAGGAUUACCGGAUGCACCAUUAGACGUCCAGGUUAGACAGGCAAACAAUGACUCCAUGGUGUCUGUGGAAUGGUUGCCGGUUACCAUAACAACGUCGAGUCUUUCAAACGGUGCCGUCAUCAUGGGCUAUGCUGUCUUUGUCAACAACAACAAGGUGGCAGACACAAUGUCCCCUACAGCUGACCGUGUGAACAUUCCCAAGUCCAAGCUACGCAUGCUAUCAGCCCAGGAGCUGGUCGUGAGGACGUUGUCUCCCAACGGAUGCUCCAGCGACUCCCUGCCGGCCAAGGUCUCAUCGGAGCUCCUGGAAGAGUUGAGGAAAGACAAGAUAACGGGAAAGGUCGCACCGGGAGGCAAGCGUCCAAAGAAAGUCACCUUUGAUGACCCUCUUGCAAAAGCAGCUAUGUAUGCUAAUGCUGAUGACGAGGAUAGCUCUACUGGUAGUACAAGCAGAAGUCUCGGAGGAGGUCGGAGGUUGCCAGAUGAAGAAAGCAUGCAGAAAGGCAGCCCAAAGGGUGCUUUGAAAGCCGAGGGUUCUCCAAGAGAGGAUGCUCUCCCUCUUAAGCCCAUCAUGAAGACAGAAAAGUCAGGUACCUUCAGAGAAUCGGACUAUAUGUCGGACAGCGACCGUUCAGAGCUCUCUGACAUCCUGGAGGAAGUCGAGGAGGAGGUCUCAGAGUUUGGUAGUGCAAGCCUUCCCGGUCUUAGCGAUAGCAGCGAAGGGUUGCGAUCAUCAGGGAGGAGGAGGAUGAGAGGAGACGACGAGAAGAAAAAGGUCCAGGAGACACUUCAAGUACUGCAGUACAACACCAAGCCACAGCUAGACUUUGACACAGACCCAGAGGUGGAGUCGUUGAACAAACCGGACAAAGUGGUUCCUAUACCCAUCAUACGAUCUCAGAGGGACUAUGAGAGAGAGACGGAACAAUCCCCCCACAACCCAGUGGUAGAACCCGUGCCAUGGAAACCAGCCAAAAAAGUACCGCAAAUUGAAAUAACCAAAGAUGCCAAUAAUGAACACUUAAAAGCAGCUUCUCGUAAAACAGACUUGUACAAUCCUGAGAAAAGGACGGAAGUGAUACGAACGAGCCCGGUCUCGUCUGCCUCAAACUCAUUGCCAAUGGCCGCACCGAGGUCGGACCCACGGGUUCAACCAAGGACACAGGGUCAAAGGUCAAACGCGCAAUGGAACGCAUCCUCGGAGGCGAGUAGUAAUAGUGAGGUGGGAAGCUACGAUAAAAACUAUGACGCUAAGUCAAAUAACGAUAGGCAUCACCAUCAAGCAGAUGGGAGGCCGCAGAGUGAUUCAAGCAGUCAUCGACGAAGCGAUAGCAGCGACAGGAACCGCCACAGUCGACAUAGCGACAGUCGUCACAGCGACAGUCUACGGACACCAGAGAGCAGCCUCAGCCUGCAGAGGUCAUCGAGAGGGUCGCGGUCGGAGGAAACAUUUGAUGACGAGGAGGAGGAGGGAUUCUCGGGAAGCGAACCUGAAGAGUUGUUUGAUGAUGGGACAAUACGAUAUUUCAUUGCCAUAUUUGAUUACAACCCUGCUAUCAUGUCGCCUAAUAUUGACGGUGCUGAGGAGGAAUUAUUCUUGAAGGAAGGGGACCUCCUCAAGAUCAUCGGAGAUAAAGACGCUGAUGGGUUCUUCGUUGGUGAGAUGAACGGUCGCCGUGGUUACGUGCCAUGCAACAUGGUGGAGGAGAUUGAGGGUCCGGAGCAGACGCCCCUCGCCAAGAGAGGAGAUACCUCACAGGGCCACGAGAGGUCGAGAUUCAAUGACAGUCUGAACACAACUGGUAGCAGUCAAGUCAACAUGUACGACAGCCUCCCUUCCAACGGGCAGCUGGUGCUUCCCAAGGAGGCAUUGGCAACACCCCACCGUAUGAGGGCGCUGUUUGACUACAACCCGCAGGAGCUGUCACCGAACCCCGACCUUGACGUGGAGCUGAGCUUUCGUCAGGGAGACAACCUGAUGGUCUAUGGAGAGAUGGACGACGAUGGCUUCUUUGUGGGGGAGCUCCGAGGCAAGAGGGGUCUUGUGCCUUCCAACUUCCUGGAAGAAGUGUCAGACAUCGACUCGAGCACGACGUCACGGUCCUACAGUCCUGCCUUCAAUAGAAACAAAGAAAACAAACACCAAUCGCAACAAUCUACCAAAGACAAGUACGCAGUCCCAGCCCAGCAGCAGGAGAACGGCGAAGCGCAGUACCACGGGAGUGAGGUGACGCCCGUCAUCUCCGACACGGCGGAACAGACGUCCAUAACGUCCACGCCUGAACACUCCAAGAAGAAGAAAGGGCUGCUCUCAAAGGGCAAGGCACUCUUCAAGAAACUGGGAAGCUCUGAUAACAAGCAAAAACAUAAAUGAUCCGAGGAAGUGUCAAUGAUGAAGGAAUUGCCGUCUUGGUGAUAGCUCAGGCAACAUGUGGAGCGAUCUGAAGGUCGGAGGCCAUGAACAACCGGAGGGGAUACCCCUGGUUUCCAUGUCCGUACACAACAGUGAUGACCGUCUUGCAGGGUGUAGGAUCUAGCCUUCAAGUUGAACCCUUUCAGGUCUUCAGUUGACAUCCUCCAAUGACAGAUGCUGAUGAUUUCCAAGUCCAAACACCACAGGAAAUAAGGUGUGCUUGCCUUGAUGGCUAACACUCCUGAAGAACGUGGGGGUACCCAGGAUUAAGGUGUUCGGACAGAAGGGUUCCAGAUCUCAUUCAAAGCAGUUGUCAAAUGACUCGGUAUGGAGAGAAAAUGAUGCCAUUGUCCAGAUGUUGAAGGAAAGACUACUUAUCUGGUAUGAAGUACUCUUUAAUAUACAGGAAAGAGAGACUGCUAAAACUAGGAAAAGUACUAGAGUUGUUGCAAGAGAGGCCAUUUUCAAUUCUGAAGAAUUUCUGGCUCUCUAAGAUGAAAUUAUUCUUGGACAUUCUCACAGGGUUGUCUGCUUGAUAAGCAGGUGAUGAAAAUGUGCCAAAAUUUAAGAGAAAAGCUCAUCAUAGAAGUUUUUGAAACUUUUGUACCAAACAAUCUUUAGAUAUUAGGGCAAUCCUGAGACAGAUACACAUACAUAUAUGUACUUUUGAAAUGCUAGCAGCUGUGAUAUGGUUGUAACUAGAAAGAUGUAGAGAGAGGGAGAGGGGGAUAGCAUGAGGGAGAGAGGGAGAAAGAGAGAGAGAGAGAGAGAGAGAGAGAGAGAGAGGGAGACGUGGGAUUAUAAUAGGUAAAGAAUAUAAGACUUAAAACAAUCAUUCUACAUCAAGAUCUUACUUUUGUCUGUUUCUCUUUCUAUCUAAAUAUUCAUUAUAUCUAUCUGUCUCUGUCUCUCUCUCUCUCUCUCUCUCU
Strongylocentrotus purpuratus (purple sea urchin) is the source of this 9096-nucleotide messenger RNA. Its product is annotated as RIMS-binding protein 2. Gene Ontology annotation, biological process: neuromuscular synaptic transmission. The coding region runs from base 3548 to 8128 and encodes 1526 amino acids. NCBI's taxonomy places the organism in Eukaryota, Metazoa, Echinodermata, Echinoidea, Camarodonta, Strongylocentrotidae. The record is from RefSeq and is a predicted model, not a curated record. The transcript has 29 exons. Gene Ontology annotation, molecular function: protein binding.